This is a messenger RNA of Laetiporus sulphureus 93-53, 1577 nucleotides long. RefSeq lists its product as uncharacterized. The record is from RefSeq and is a predicted model, not a curated record. The transcript has a single exon. Bases 42 to 1535 code for a protein of 497 amino acids. NCBI's taxonomy places the organism in Eukaryota, Fungi, Basidiomycota, Agaricomycetes, Polyporales, Laetiporaceae.
AUUCUUCCACAACCUCCAUCUUCUAACUCAUUGCGUUGAAGAUGCCCCUUGCAUCUUCCGGGGCUCGCGCCCUGAAGCCCGCAGGAGGCGGCCUUCUGCACGGCGGUGUGCACAAUCACUCGUCUCGAUCAAUCCACAUUCCAUCUUUCGUCCCGCGUGCCAAUGCCGGACAAACCACAUCGACGGCCCAGACGCUGUUCAAGCAGACUCGCCACCUCUUCUCGCGCUUUGUCGCUAAUCUCGCUGCUCCCAGUGUUCUCCGCGCGCCCCGAAAUGUUCCCAGCACUGCUCGCUCCAUCUUCCAAGGUCCUGUGCAAGGUCGUACGAUCCAGCAAGGGUUGUCAUACCCUGCUAGGAUUGCCCUUGGACGACCUCUCCAAGCACCGUGCCUCCCGCGCCCUGUAGCAGUUCCUCGAGGCGUUGGCCAGGUCGGGCUUGGCCUUGCCCGCAAUUUCUCUACUGCUCGUCCGAUCUUCCAGAAUCUCGUCGAGAAUGUUCCUAUUGCUGGGAGGGCCUUCCUAGAGGCCGAUUGGGAUGUCAAGAUGGCUAAGGAGAAGGAGAACAUGCGCCUGCAGAAGGCGCGAAUGACCACGGCCAGCAAGAAGGGAAAAGGUCAGAUGCAGAAGCCGGUAGAGAAGAAGUUCGUCGUGCCAACGUUGGAAGAACAUAACGCGGAGCUGGACCACUACUUCCCUGCUGCUGCGAUCCCCGAGGUGACCACCUACCUCCUCAUCCCUCUUUCGCCGGAACAAGGAUCGCGCCUUCCUCUUGCUGUCGCUCCUCCCAUCUCGGCUUCUACGCAUCCGCUUCUUCCCUUCGAGAUCGUCGCAAGCGUGCUUACGGCUCAUAACACGCAGUCGUUGAGGGUCAAUUCACUAUUCACUCGACUCGAUGCCUCGCGAGUCUUCGAACACCCAGGUGUGCACUGCGAAGCGUACGGAGGUCCAGGUGGACUGUGCACUCUACUCGAGAUACGCUUCCAAGGAUGGGAUGAAGCUAGAGUCAGAAGUGUGAUUGGCGAGGCCGGACAGGGAUGGUGCGUUCUGGAGGAGGUAUGGAAGGAUCAAGAACAGGCUGAACGGGAACGCAUGGACGAGAUUGUGGAAACCAUGGGCUCUGAAGGAAACGCUAGCUGGUCGAGCAGCUCGGACAACCUGCGUUGCCCGCAAGCCGUACAUGUCGACCCUUCAGCCUCAUUGGUGUUACCCACGCUCGACUUUUCCGCUUCGUUCCCUAUGUCAUCACCGACUCCGUCGAUGAACAUCGGGAUGCCGACCGCGUUGUCUGACCUCGAGUUCCACAACGCUUGGUCAGCGCUGGAGAGCGACUCGGAUCACAGCAUGGCCGAUGACAUGUCAAUUGUGUCCAACGACGACAUCCGUUCUUCUGCUGCGAUUUCUGAGUCAAGUUGGGCGGAGACGGAUUUCGUGUCUGGAUCGCGGCGAGGGUCAGAGGGAUCAUUCGGUUUCGGUUUCAGUUCGGAAUUCGCUAGCAGAAUGGAGGAUUCAGUCGGUCCAAGAGCUGAAAUGUUUUGAGGUUUGAGGGUCGAUUCUGUGUACGAUGUUCAUUGGCGUAUU